AUUAUUUUGUUUAUAUUGUCUGACUUGCACGGAAACUUUGAUGUCGUUGCUUUUCAUGUGGGUAGACAGAAUUGGAAACGAGUGGAAAUUGGCACUUGUAUUCCUUUCCGAGGGAGGGCCAUGAUUGUAGGCAAGACUAUCUAUGCCUUACAUAUGUUUCAGACAGAGGCGAUCAUAGCAUACUCCUUGGAGAUGAAAGAAGAUGAUGACGGUGAUAUUGCAUAUUCACUAGUCCAGCUAUGUAAAUUGAACGGCCUUGAGAUUGCGGAUCCGCCAUUGGAAUUUGAUGAACUUGUGACUGACUAUUUGGUUCAUCUGGGGAACCAAGACUUUGUUCAUGUUAAGACUGCCACUAACGAAGAAUGUGAUGACGUUCAACAUCUUUGUAUCACCACGUUUCAAAUUGUUCAAGAAGGAAGAAGACAUAUGAUCGAGACCUUACAUUCAAUUGUUCUUCCUGUGAAAAUCGAGGAUUGUAAUUGGUUCUUGCUUACGUUCGGCUUUACUCCAGAGUGCAGGGAUUAUGAACCCGUAGAAGGGAAGAGUGCAGCAAGCGUGAAGCAGCCAAAACAAGAAGAUGAAACCACUUUGGAUGAGAAUUCUUUGAUUCACGAGAAAGAAGUCAAACAUGAAAUAGCCUUCAUGCAGCAUGAAAAAGCCAGCCAGAAUAAUCACAAGGACGCAAACGGAAUAAUUGAAAACAAAAGACAAAAAGACAAAAAGAAAAUGCUUUUGAAAGGAGGGAUUACAGGUAGUAGAAAACAAGCUGUGAUGUAAGUACCUGAGGAGCAGAGCAGGGCAAAGUCUUUGACAAUAGAUAUUAUUGAGGCAUUUUACUGCCAUCUAGGCCCUUAUUGGCUGUUAUCUUU
This is a messenger RNA of Prunus mume (Japanese apricot), 869 nucleotides long. The record is from RefSeq and is a predicted model, not a curated record. Lineage: Eukaryota; Viridiplantae; Streptophyta; Magnoliopsida; Rosales; Rosaceae.